AUGGAUGCUUUAGAAUGGGAUAAAUACCACAACUGGGCUUUUAUGCCUACGUUAGUUCUGGAGAAAAUUUUCGCUUAUUUGCCAUGGCGAGACCGAGCUCACGCUGCUCUUGCCUGCAAAAGGUGGCUUAAUGCGUUUUGUUCCGCCAAUGUGUGGCGGGUGUUUACUUAUCAUCCUCCACCCCAAGGACUUACGAGACUUCAAUAUGACUCAAAAACAUACUUGCUCGCAAGGCAAUCUGACCCGCAGUUUUUUUCACUGUUAAGGGCCAUUCGAACCAUCGGUUGGCAUUUCCAGUAUCUUCGCUUUCCGGAGACGGAAGAUUUCUUCAUGCUUAACCGUGUUCUCUCUUUGAUUGCUGAAUUUCUUGAAGCUCACCCAUAUCCGAAUAGCGUGUCUUCCGAUUCUGUCCUAUCAACUGAAAUUAUUUCCCCCGAUUUGGCUGCUUUGGAGGCUGCAUAUUCACCAUCUUCAUCGUCUGGGCAGCAUGAAACAUCUACCUCAAAUGAUUCUCCUGGUAAUUUAUCUGACGCUGCUGUUGUAGAGGAAAUUCCAUUGAGUAUCCUUGCUGAAGCAACUUCUGGGGAUCCAGAAUUGGCUAAUUCGAUAGCACUUGCGCUGAGGCUUCAACAGGAGGAAUACGAAAAAGGCCUGUCAUCGUCGUUGCAUUCUGGCAGUUCUUCUGAGAGUGGAAUCGAGUUUGCUUGCCCAUCACGCCCAGGUUGUCCACCUCAGCUCUCCAGCUCUGUGCCCAUUCGUUUUCCCAUGCGCAGCGCCUCCACGACAACGCCUCCAGCGAGUCGAGUCGUCAGUCGUGGUCGUCAUUACCAACGAAGUGUGAGUUGCAAAUUUCCCUCUGCCUCCAGUAAGCUGCCUCGUCUUCCAGACACGUCCUGCCUGCCUCCGCCGUGUAUCCGCUCCUUUUCCCUUGACUUUCACGCUGAAUUUGACGAGGCCUCGGGGGUUGUCUACGGCUCCGGGGGAGCCCUCUUUGCCACCAUCGUGCGUGUGCUCUCACGCCUAAGGUACUUGAGGGCUCUGUAUCUGCGAAACCUCUUCCUCUCACAUCUGGAUACGAGGCAGCUACUAAUUGAAAUUUCAGCGGUGAGGGAAUAUGUGGCAGGUUCAACUCUGGAGAGAGCGAGUCUGCUCCAUGUCUGCAAGGUGACGCAUGAGCGUUCUCAUUCGGUUACCAGUCCGAGCUUAUCAGCAGCUUCUCAGACAGGCUCAGAUUUUUCAAUCAACCCUACACCGACGUAUAACGACACGAAUCGAUAUUGGUAUUUGAGGGACCCGCGGUGGCUUGGAUCGAGGCCAAGGAUUUUGGGCUGGAACCCCCUUGCCGACCUUUCCUCAUUGUUCCCCAAUCUAAAUCGUCUCGAGAUCGCCCUAACGCAACUCACAGGACCCAUGCUAUUGCGCUUGAUUUACCAGACCCGACUAUCUGUGCUGAUUCUGACUCAGACUGAUUUGUCUCCGCGUUGGAUGGAGUACUAUAAUGAAGGAAUAGUGUCCACCGCAAUGCCUGACAGCCUGGAAAACCAGAUUCACGAUGGGGUUCACAAUGGGGAUGAAAUCGAUUGGGGUGCAGACGUUCCUUUGGUGCGCCACAUUGCCCCUUCCGACCACAGGUCGACUGUUAGUGGGGUUCCUGAAUGGCGCCCAAUUGAAUCUGAAUUCUGGCAUCAAGCCGUUUGUAUGCGUCCUGAGUUACGAGUCCACGUCCGCCUCAAAUUUCUUUACUCACGAGCGUCUUCAGAGCUCUGUGUUUUUGCGUUGCCCGCUCUCCCGGCUCCCGUUACAUCGAUUGUCUGCAUUUUUGGCUCCGGUGAUCAAACUGCCACAUACCGACUCUUCGAGAGGUGCAUCAACUCAAUUACGCAAUACUCUGUCACUCUCACUGACAUUGUUGUUUUUACUGAGGUGUUGCGUAGUAGUUACUUGCGGUCUGAAUGCCAUGAACCCGUCUCAUCAACUAUUUUUAUGCACCGUAAUAAGUCACACUUGGAGAGCCCUGGAUUUAAUGUUGAGACCUUGCAUGCCGAACUCGACCUAGAAGCAGUGGAAGCUGAGGAAAGGGAAAAGAAGCAGCUAGAUCGCCUACGUGGCAAACAGUUUUGUUUCAGUUAUCCCGUACGUCAAAAACGUCGCCAAAUUACCCCAACUAAAGACAUUAUUCCUCAGCCACUUGAUGCUCAGUUGCUUCGUCUCGUUUCCGCUUGUCCUAAUGUCACCUCGCUCAGUAUAGGCGGCCGCCUUCUCAACGUGCACUUAACAACAGCUAGCCAACUCUGUCGUCUUCUUGUGAAAGGCGCUCAUGCUAAGCCUAGGAUUAUUCGAAAUGGUAUUCAGAGAAUAACUGCUCCGACAUUGUACGCUGACGUGGGGUCGAUGCGUCUGAGCGGACCAAUUCCUGAGUCUUCGACGGAACGUGACUCGGCCACGUUCCUGGAAUUGAUGCGUGACUGCCGAGGAAAAGAGGUAGUCUCACCGGCCGCAAAGCAACGAGCUGCAGAAUGUUUAAUUGCUGUGGCGCUCGGAAGCCCCCAAUGGCGCUUCAUGCAGACGGAAGCUUUUAGAUUUCACGCACUCACACACGCUGGAAUUUAG
Messenger RNA from Mesocestoides corti, 2610 nucleotides. The record is from the annotation of a GenBank genome assembly. Lineage: Eukaryota; Metazoa; Platyhelminthes; Cestoda; Cyclophyllidea; Mesocestoididae.